UUUUUAUUUAUUUUUUUAUGAGAACCAAUCCUUUUAUUCUUGGGGUUUCCGCACUUGUAGAAAAGAAGGCAGGACGUAUUGAUCAGAUAAUCGGCCCAGUACUCAACGUAUCUUUCCCUCCAGGUAAUAUGCCUAGAAUUUACAAUUCCUUGAUAGUUAAGGAUAACGAUACAACUGGUCAGCCAAUAAGUGUGACUUGUGAGGUACAACAAUUAUUAGGAAAUAAUAAGGUUAGAGUUGUAGCUAUGAGUGCUACAGACGGUUUGAUGAGAGGAAUGAAAGUAAUUGAUACAGGAGGUCCACUUACUGUUCCAGUUGGUGAAACUACUCUUGGAAGAAUUUUUAAUGUUCUUGGGGAACCUGUUGAUGACUUAGGUCCUGUAGAUGCUCUCACAAGAUCUCCUAUUCAUAGAUCUGCUCCCGCCUUUACACAAUUGGAUACUAGAUUUUCAAUCUUUGAAACAGGCAUUAAAGUAGUGGAUCUUUUAGCUCCUUACCGCCGUGGGGGAAAAAUUGGAUUAUUUGGGGGAGCUGGAGUGGGUAAAACAGUGUUAAUUAUGGAAUUAAUCAACAACAUUGCUAAGGCUCAUGGAGGUGUUUCGGUAUUUGGCGGAGUAGGAGAACGUACCCGUGAAGGGAAUGAUCUUUACAAGGAAAUGAAAGAAUUGGGAGUCAUUAAUGAACAAAAUAUAUCAGAAUCAAAAGUAGCUUUGGUCUAUGGUCAGUUGAAUGAACCACCAGGAGCUCAUAUGAGAGUAGGUUUAAUUGCUUUAACUAUGGCUGAAUAUUUCCGAGACGUAAAUAAACAAGAUGUACUCCUAUUUAUUGACAAUAUCUUCCGCUUUGUCCAAGCAGGAUCAGAGGUAUCCGCAUUAUUAGGCAGAAUGCCUUCCGCAGUGGGUUAUCAGCCAACUCUUAGUACGGAAAUGGGUUCUUUACAAGAAAGAAUAACUUCUACCAAAGAAGGAUCUAUAACCUCCAUUCAAGCAGUUUAUGUACCUGUAGAUGACUUGACUGAUCCCGCUCCUGCUACAACAUUUGCACAUUUAGAUGCUACUACUGUACUAUCGAGAGGAUUAGCUGCCAAGGGGAUCUAUCCAGCAGUAGAUCCGUUAGAUUCCACAUCAACUAUGCUCCAACCUUCGAUUGUAGGUGAAGAACAUUAUGAAACUACGCAAGGAGUUAAACAAACUUUGCAACGUUAUAAGGAACUUCAAGAUAUUAUAGCUAUUCUUGGAUUAGACGAAUUAUCAGAAGACGAUCAUUUAAUCGUGGCAAGAGCAAGAAAAAUUGAACGGUUUUUGUCACAACCCUUUUUUGUAGCAGAGGUAUUCACUGGUUCCCUCGGUAAAUAUGUUAGUCUAAUAGAGACAAUUAGAGGUUUUCAAAUGAUCCUUUCCGGAGAAUUAGAUGUUCUACCCAAACAGUCUUUUUAUUUGGUGGGUAACAUUGACGAAGCUACCGCAAAGGCUAUGAACUUAAAAGAAAUUUAA
This is a messenger RNA of Cryptomeria japonica (Japanese cedar), 1493 nucleotides long. Its product is annotated as ATP synthase subunit beta, chloroplastic-like. NCBI's taxonomy places the organism in Eukaryota, Viridiplantae, Streptophyta, Pinopsida, Cupressales, Cupressaceae. The transcript has a single exon. Bases 18 to 1493 code for a protein of 491 amino acids. Gene Ontology annotation, biological process: proton motive force-driven mitochondrial ATP synthesis; proton transmembrane transport. The record is from RefSeq and is a predicted model, not a curated record. Gene Ontology annotation, cellular component: chloroplast thylakoid membrane. Gene Ontology annotation, molecular function: proton-transporting ATP synthase activity, rotational mechanism; ATP binding; ATP hydrolysis activity.